CGAAUGUUUAUAUUCGUUGAUCCUGUGUUUUGUUUUAAAAUGCCUAAAUCAAUAGAGUUAAAAACCUUAGAUUUAAAUCCAAAUCACAUUCAACUCUGUAGGCCUACCUAAUUUAAUUAGCCUAAUUAGGAUUGUGCAUUUCCAAAUUUGUAACACAUUCCUGUUCCUGCUUUUCUCAAAUGGCAGAAUAUCAGAAAGAACUCACCAAGGUUGAGGAGGAAUUGGAGCUGGUGGAAGUUGAGCUUCAAGAAUUAUUAGAGAGACAAAGUCAGCUACUGAACAAACGAACAGAAUUAAAAACAAUUCUUUCCCAACAUGAGGAAGAAGCUCACCAGAAAAAGCUGGACAUCAAAUGGGAUAGUGAAGAUUUCCCUUGGACCAAAGAGAUGGAUGAAAUUAUGAAGAAUGUGUUCAAAAUUAAAGAGCUGCGGCCAAUGCAGAGACAGACCAUGAAUGCCACCUUGCAGAAAGAGGAUUGUCUUCUCAUCAUGCCAACAGGGGGUGGCAAGAGUUUAUGCUUUCAGUUACCUGCCCUUGUUGACAAAGGUCUUACACUGGUAGUCUCACCUCUGGUGUCUUUAAUGGAGGACCAACUAAUGGCCUUACAAGAACUUAACAUUCCAUCUGCGAUACUGUGUGCCUCAACUAGCAAGGAAGAUAUCAAAUUUGUACAGGAUGAUAUGGUGAACCCCAAAGGUAAGCUCCGCCUACUUUAUGUGACCCCUGAGAAGCUGGCCAAAAGUAAGAGGUUCAUGAACCGCUUGGAGAAAUGCUAUGCGGUCAACCACCUGGCCAGGAUUGUCAUAGACGAGGUUCACUGCUGCUCACAGUGGGGGCAUGACUUUAGGCCUGAUUACAAGUUUCUCGGAAUAAUGAAACGCCAGUAUCCUAAUGCCCCCAUCCUUGGCUUGACCGCGACAGCCACACUGAAAGUUCUGGAAGAUGUCAAAAAGAUUCUGAACAUCCCAAAAGCUUUGUUAUUUAGGGCAUCAUUCAACAGACCUAAUUUAUUCUAUGAGGUACAAGAAAAACCCAACUCACAAAAAGAAGCAAUAGAUAAGAUACAUCAACUGAUAACUAGUCGGUUUAAAGGGCAGUCAGGUAUUGUGUACUGUUUCUCCCGUAAAGACUCAGAAGAAGUGGCCCAGGAGCUGAAGUCAAGAGGUCUCAAGGCUGGCUGGUACCACGCAGACAUGGAUGCCAAUUCUCGCAGUACAGUCCAUAAAAAAUGGCUGUCAGGCGAAGUCCAGAUAAUAGUUGCCACUGUGGCCUUUGGUAUGGGCAUUGAUAAGCCAGAUGUGAGGUUUGUGAUACACCACUCCAUCAGCAAGUCUAUGGAGAAUCUUUACCAGGAGAGUGGCAGGGCUGGUCGAGACAACAAAAGGUCUGACUGUAUAGUUUUGUACCGUCUGGCUGAUGUAGCCAAACAAAGCUCAAUGGUCUUCACUGAACAAACUGGGCUGAGGAAUCUACAUGGGAUCAUACGCUACUGUAUAGAUGUACGCAGCUGCCGGAGGUCAAUCAUCGCCCGCCAUUUUGGGGAGGUGUGGGAAAGUUCACAGUGCGAUCAAAUGUGUGACCAUUGUCUGAGAUCUCACCACAUCAAAGAUGGGACAGUUCAGAAGGACGUGACCAAAUACUGUAAAGAUGUUAUAGCACUACUAGACGCUGCAGCUUCAACAGAGCAGCGGGUCACCUCGGCCAAGUUGUUGGAGGCCUGGUUCAGUAGGGGGGUCACUAGUUUAAAGGUAAAAUCUGUGUCUGUGCCAGCCAUGAGUAAAGAGCAAGCAGAAAGAAUUCUGGCCCACAUGUUGGUCGAGGGCUACCUACAGGAAGAUUUCCACUUUACGGCCUACAGCACAAUCUGCUACAUUCUACCAGGACCUAAAGCCAAACACCUUAGAAACAAUGUCGCCUCAGUGUUAAUGGACUUUGAAAAAUCUGGGAAAGUCCCUUCAAAAAAUCCAACCAAACCUGACCCAUCUUCUGAUGGCUCUCCUGCACUAAAGACUGAGAAGCAGCAGAAGCCUAGUCUUGUUAUUGUGAACCCUGAGAAAUCUCACUUCUCCACCUCUCUGCCCCCUCAACCUUGCAGACAAAAAAAGAAAAUGACCAGCGCACAACAAAACGGUGUCACACCUAAACAAAAACUCGACCCCGUUGCUCCUGAUUGUAAAAUUUCUGAUGUCAGUUUGAACUUUGAUGAUUCCGAUGAAGGGAGCUCAUCUACCAGACCCAACAACAGAAAAUCCAAGUCUCCCUCAAACAGUCAAACACCCAAAACCUCGUUAAAAAAAAGGAAACGGAUUUUGGUCAGUGAUGACUCUGACUCGGACUAUGAUGAGAAAGUAACAAAAAUAGAAUCCAGUGCUUCUUCCUCUCCACACCAGUCCAUUCUUGUCAGUGAUGAUGAAGAUUUUCAAACUUGA
Physella acuta is the source of this 2429-nucleotide messenger RNA. RefSeq names its product ATP-dependent DNA helicase Q1. Gene Ontology annotation, biological process: double-strand break repair via homologous recombination. Gene Ontology annotation, cellular component: cytoplasm; chromosome. Lineage: Eukaryota; Metazoa; Mollusca; Gastropoda; Physidae. The record is from RefSeq and is a predicted model, not a curated record. Gene Ontology annotation, molecular function: four-way junction helicase activity; ATP binding; nucleic acid binding.